ACCCUAAACUACAGAAACUUGGUUUUUCAAAAGCAGGCUCUUUUUGUGGUGGUCUAACAUUAAGGCACGGAAAACCGCCUUUCAAAUGGGUUUUGAAGAUACAACACCAUUACUUUUACAAUCUAUUUUGGGAAACAUUAGUAAUCGAAUAUUUUAAUGAUUUAUUGCAAAGUCUGAUGCAACGUGGAGCAAGACCACAACAACAAUAUAAAAAGCGAUAUCACGUCAAGAACUUAACUAGAUUCUAGGACACGAAAAUGAGGACAAGAACGAGAAAGACUCAAACGAAUGGGGUUUUCAAUAACACAGAUCAGAACUUCUUCACGAACUGACAUUAAAACAAAUCAUGUUGUGAAACGGAGAAAACACCGAACGCAAAAAUCGCGAGAAUUCACUUUCUCGCUCAAACCUCAAAUUUACAUCGGUGAAAACUUUGUUUUGAAUCUUGGGAACCUCUUAAAAUUCCGCGAAAAGCUAUGCGUGUAUGAGAAAUCGGGUCUGAUAAUCACGGAAAUAGAGAUGCUUCGAAGUAUGGAGGCCAUGAAUUUGUCGUCCGGUGCAGUUCGAAUGGCGUCCACCAAAAACGCUGGUGGAAGCUCGGAGAUCAGCGAAAUCCUCAGUUGUGAAAUGAUGCAGAGAUGUUACGGGGCUGUGCUGGAUAAAACAGAGCUCGAAGUUCUCUAUUUCCCCGAAGGAGGUUCAAUAACAGACUACACGUGCAACAUCUUUGGUCUAAAGAUCGGAGUUUCGGUGACAAGAGCGAUGAAAUAUCGUGGCGAGUUUACCACCGAAGACGCGGCCUAUUUGCUGUGUAAGAAGUUGAAAGGGAUCGUAACCUCUAGUAGAAAUACCAUGGAACACUGGCACAAGCAAAUUCUCCAUGUCUGGGCCGCGUCUGCUGAUGUUGCUAAGGUAACGGCUCGUGCUUACAGACUGGUACCGAGUGAACUUAAGUCAAACACUGUUGUGUUACUGACCGUGUCACACAACGCAAUGGAAAUUUUCUGAAGCACACAAUCAAUAAUGCAUUAUAGCAAUUGAUAUAGGCAACAGUAUGUAUAGAGGUAUAUGUGAAACAUGUAUGUACAUAGGUUUUUAGUAUAUAAAACUCGGGAGCCUCGCAACCUAGGACAAGCGAUUUUGAUUGGUUGAGAAACUCGGGAUAAAAUGCAAUAUACACCUCCUAGGAGGUGGAUAUUUUCCUGCUGCCCGAAAUCAAGCAAAAUGGCGGGUGUAACAUCCUAUUUGCAAGUAUUUCCGGAAAGAAAAAUUGCUCUAAAGCUCGUUUUAUAUACUCAAAAAAUUAUACCAUUUCCAUUCCGGCUCUUUAGCCUUAGGCUCUCGGUAGAUAUUUGGCCCGUAUCCACCUCAAUUGAAAUGGCAUAAGCGCUAAAUAUAAGCUUGACAAGACUAAUAUUUUUAAUGAGGGACAGAAAUGUUACAAUAUCUUAUCUUUAAACUUAAUUAAAGAAACAAAUCUUCUCUUCUUAAAAGAUAUGCCCCCCCCCCCUUACCGUUUUCUGCGGCUCAGAAACUGUUAAAUAGCCACUAUCUUUUCUUAAAAUAAAUAUACGGGCCACGGAGCCCUGAGGAAGGGGGGGGGGGGGGGGGAGUGGAGGUUAAAACUUCGUAAUAGUAGACUUUGGUGAUUUUCCUAUCUUUUAGGGCAUAUGUAUAUACAUAUUUCAUUAGGCAUACAAAACAAUUUAUGUAAAAAAAAUCAGCCCCACUAUUAAUAUCCCGAUAAAAACAGCAGAUAGUUUACUAGCAAUUUUCUUUAAUACUUCUCUAAUAAACAUUUUGUACAAAAAUAAUGUAUUUGAUGCAUAGAAAUAAAAGAUCUUUAAAAGCGA
This is a messenger RNA of Nematostella vectensis (starlet sea anemone), 1853 nucleotides long. RefSeq names its product AAC-rich mRNA clone AAC4 protein. The record is from RefSeq and is a predicted model, not a curated record. The transcript has a single exon. The coding region runs from base 289 to 1008 and encodes 239 amino acids. Lineage: Eukaryota; Metazoa; Cnidaria; Anthozoa; Actiniaria; Edwardsiidae.